Molecule: messenger RNA, 831 nt
Organism: Fusarium oxysporum Fo47
Lineage: Eukaryota; Fungi; Ascomycota; Sordariomycetes; Hypocreales; Nectriaceae
Product: acetoacetate decarboxylase-domain-containing protein
Exons: 1
Coding region: 1-831 (276 amino acids)
Molecular function (GO): lyase activity
Source: RefSeq, a predicted model, not a curated record
AUGGGUUACGUCAAAACUGCUGAGGAGGUCGAGGCCUAUGAUUCCUUCUAUACAAAGGUCAACUCCAAUGUUCACGCUGUAGGUGCGGCCUUUGUAACGACAGAGGAAUUCGCUCGCUCAGUGGUCCCACCCUGCUUUGAGAUCCCAUCUCCUCCCACAGGAAGCUUCUAUGCUUGCACCAACUGUGAGGAGAUCGAUGGCGAACGGACCGGCGAAGACGAGGAAGCUGGCGUUGUCGCCAUCGACGUCCUGUACGAAGGCCGUCCCGGCAGCUACUCGCUUUCCGUCUUCGUUACUCGAGACCAGUCAAUGGCUACGGGCCGUGAGGCCUGGUCCAUGCCUAAGAAACUUGGCGAGGUGCAUCUGAUGGGCAAUGGCCUGAAAGCAAUCGUCAUGGCUCAGCGUAAGGGCGCCGAGAUGCGACUUGAGACCGUCCUCAAGGCUCCAGAGUUCUUCUCGUCCCCAGAGCCUACAACCUCUACCUUCUAUGAGCUCAAGACGGGAAUCAAUGCUGCCGGUGGACUUCAGCACGCACCGGUCCUUAUUGAAUUCCAAGUGACUCAGAGGACCUACAUGCAUCAGGACGCCGAUGUGAACAAGACCGAAAUAUUCCUCAAAGGAACUGACGAUGAUCCCCUACACACUGUACCUGUUCGCCAGAUCACUUCGGCGUAUUCGUCUGGCUUCAUCAUGAACACCAAGGUGUGCAGACAGGUCCAGCUAGCUACCGACGUUGAUUACCGUCCCUACAUGUAUGGUCGAUUCUUCGAUGACUGGCCACGAACUGCUGCAAAGGCCAAGAAGGCCCGACAAUCGCAUCAACGGAACUAG